Messenger RNA from Gryllus bimaculatus (two-spotted cricket), 455 nucleotides. The record is from the annotation of a GenBank genome assembly. NCBI's taxonomy places the organism in Eukaryota, Metazoa, Arthropoda, Insecta, Orthoptera, Gryllidae.
AUGUAUAGAAUACACAGAACCAAUGAAGGAAAAAAACCUACUCCUCGGAGCGGCGCGCUGGCUGCAGAGCGGCGUAGUCUCCCGGGAGCAAUACCUGCAGCGAGGGCUGUAUUUCUGAAGGCCACCCUCUUUCCUCGCUCGCAGUGCUCACAGCGCUCCUGGCGAGGGGGCGGCGAAUUGGAGCUGGGACGUUGCGUCCCAAUGCCAGCCAGCACUGCACGCCUUUGCUAUUUUAUUGUUCGCGACGAGAUCUGGUGUUUGUGAAUCAGCGCUGCGGACUCGGUGCAAGAUAGGAAAAAUCAGUGAAAUGUAAUUUUUCUUUACAUCGUGAGCGGAAUGACUUGCCUGAGUCCUCAAUUUAUUGUCUGAAAAAUAGAGGCGUGUUCAAUAUGAACCACAAGCGAUUUAUUUAAAGGGAAUUCAGAAGCAUGGAAAAUGUUACCUCGCUCUUUUCU